GGCCUCGAGGGUGCGCGCGCAGCCGCCGCCGGUUCUCAGUGCGCGUGCGCGGGAGCGCCGAGCCGACCCUGCCGUGACCCCGCCAUGGCGGCGCUGCUGCUGCUGCGGCAAGGACGGGCAGCGGCGUUGAAGACUCUUCUCCGAGAAGCCCCCGGGAUCCGAGGCCUUGGGUCCACUAUCUCCCUCUCUGCGGAGUCCGGGAAGACAGACAGGGGGCAGGCGCCUGGCCCCAAGAAGCAGAGUCCGCCCAAGAAGCCGGCGCCCCCGCCCCCGGCCCCUGAGCCCUUCGACAACAGCACCUACAAGAACCUGCAGCACCACGAGUACACGGUCUACACCUUCCUGGACGUCAACCUGCAGCUGGCCAAGCAGCGGCUGCCCCAGCCCUCCUCGGGCCGAGAGUCACCACGCCACUGAGCGUCCACGGGCACGAUGGCCCCCAAUAAAGCUGAGCUUUAACAUCCAGA
Molecule: messenger RNA, 467 nt
Organism: Sorex fumeus (smoky shrew)
Lineage: Eukaryota; Metazoa; Chordata; Mammalia; Eulipotyphla; Soricidae
Gene: NDUFV3
Product: NADH:ubiquinone oxidoreductase subunit V3
Exons: 3
Coding region: 85-417 (110 amino acids)
Biological process (GO): mitochondrial ATP synthesis coupled electron transport
Cellular component (GO): mitochondrion
Source: RefSeq, a predicted model, not a curated record